Molecule: messenger RNA, 3654 nt
Organism: Xyrauchen texanus (razorback sucker)
Lineage: Eukaryota; Metazoa; Chordata; Actinopteri; Cypriniformes; Catostomidae
Product: B-cell receptor CD22-like
Exons: 12
Coding region: 35-2317 (760 amino acids)
Source: RefSeq, a predicted model, not a curated record
ACAACAGUCUUCUCUGGUUGAACAAACAUUAAAGAUGGAAACAGCUGUGAAGUUCAUUCUCAUUGGAUGUCUGAUAAAAGAUGUUUUGUGUGACUUCAGUAUCAAUCUGCCAGAGAGGAUAGAAGCUCUAGAAGGAUCCUGUGUUUUCAUACCCUGCACUUUUGAUAUUCACCCAUAUUAUCAAUAUGACCUCACUGAUGCAACACGAAUAUGGAAAAAAUAUGUAUAUUAUAAUUCAGAUUAUGUAGUGUUUAACUCCAGAAGUCCCAGUACAGGAUAUCUCAAAGGGGACAUUUUUGGCAAACCAGCAGACAAAAACUGCACCACCCGCUUUGAUGAUGUCAGACUGGAUGACAGCGGUGAAUAUUACUUCAGAAUUGAUGGCAAUAAUCUGAAAUAUAACUAUUAUAAAAAAGUUGACAUUAAUGUCACAGCGUCUCCAUCUAAACCCACAGUGCAGUUGAAUGCUGAUCAGAAGAAGGUGAUGGAGGACAGUUCUGUGAGUCUGCGCUGCUCUGCUAACAUCUACUGCCCCUUUAAUCCACCAACUCUCACAUGGAGCUCCUCCUCUAACACACUCAUCCUCAAUGACCAGCAACAUCAGGACCAAACGAAACUCAUCUCUGAUCUGAACUUCAAUAUAACUCAUCUUCAUCAUGGAGUCAAUUUCACCUGCACUAUAAAAUACCAGCUGAAGGACCAGAUCAAAACAGAACAGGCGUCCCGUACACUACAUGUUCAGUAUUCCCCUAAAAACACAUCAGUGACUGUAAAUCCGUCUGGUUCUGUGUUGGAGGGUCGUUCAGUGACGCUGACCUGCAUCAGUGAUGGAAACCCAGAUGUGAGUUACAGCUGGUACAGAGACACUGAAGAACACCUGAAACACCUGCAGACUGGACAAAAUCUCACCAUCAAUAAAACCGACCCGACACACAGUGGCCGAUACUACUGUAGAGCUCAGAAUCAAUACGGCACCCAAAACUCAUCUGUACUGCUGGACAUUCAGUAUUCCCCUAAAAACACAUCAGUGACUGUAAAUCCGUCUGGUUCUGUGUUGGAGGGUCGUUCAGUGACGCUGACCUGCAUCAGUGAUGGAAACCCAGAUGUGAGUUACAGCUGGUACAGAGACACUGAAGAACACCUGAAACACCUGCAGACUGGACAAAAUCUCACCAUCAGUAAAACCGACCUGACACACAGUGGCCGAUACUACUGUACAGCUCAGAAUCAAUACGGCACCCAAAACUCAUCUGUACUGCUGGACAUUCAGUAUGCUCCUAAAAACACAUCAGUGACUGUAAAUCCGUCUGGUUCUGUGUUGGAGGGUCGUUCAGUGACGCUGACCUGCAUCAGUGAUGGAAACCCAGAUGUGAGUUACAGCUGGUACAGAGACCCUGAAGAACACCUGAAACACCUGCAGACUGGACAAAAUCUCACCAUCAGUAAAACCGACCCGACACACAGUGGCCGAUACUACUGUACAGCUCAGAAUCAAUAUGGAGAACAAAACUCAAGCAGUGUCAUUUUGAAUGUUACUUAUGCACCUAAAAUCUCCACCUCCUCCUGUAGACGAAGUGAUGUAAUCGUGUGUGUCUGUGAGGUUCGUGGAAAUCCGUCUCCUACACUGGAGUGGCGUCUGUCUGGACGCCCCAUUAUUAACUCUACGGAGAUGCUCAUCAGUGAAGAGCAAUUUAAGAACAAAAGCUUGAGGAGCAUCCUCACCAUCCAUCAAUCACUCAAAGACACGCCCACUCCACAUUGUUUCAGCAUUAACACUCAUGGCACUGCCAGCCAACAGUUUCACCUGCUUUUAACUCCACAGGAUCCUCGAGGUUUCCAUCAUCCCUCACUGCUGGUUGGAGUUGCUAUUGGCGCAUCAGUGAUGAUGAUCUUUUGCAUCAUUCUCUUCUGCAUACGAAGACAGAAGUUCAAACCAUCACAGACUAGACAAGAAGAUAACACCGGACUCAUUCUGACUCCAAGAGCUGUUGUACAGGACGACGAAGGAGAGUUUGUUUAUGGUAAUAAAGUCAUGAUGUCACAUGGUGGAGAUGUCACUCAAGAAUCUCUCCAUUAUUCCUCCAUUGACUUCACAAACACUGAACCAGCAUCAGGAGAGAUCAUCGGCUUCUCGUCUCUGACGGCUGAAUAUGCCGUGAUCCAAAAUAAUUCUGCAGGAGCAUCAAAGGCAGAGAAAAACAUCUCAACACCUGUGAUGGACCCCAAGGAAGAUCAAGCAGACAAGAAUGCAAAGAUCACAGAUGUGUCCUCACAGACAUCAGAAGAUCCAACGUAUGAAACUAUCAACCAUCGCUAGGUUUUUUAAAGAGCAGAUGUCAUUACAAGGCAAGCGAAGGCAAAGAAAACUGGACCCAACUUGGUCACUCAAUCCUCCAAACCUUUGUGUAGGAGUUCAACAAUGCCAUAGAGAUAUUUGAUUUUGAUUUGAUUUGAGACCUACAGCAAUUAAUAAGAUGGACUCUGAAAAUAAUGUUCAAUGUCAAUGUAGAGAGAUUUUAAUAUCUUGAAAGACUCAAGAUAUUAUCUGCAGAGGGUCAGAAGGUAAUGUCUGUUAUAUAACUCAAGUACAAAUCAGUUUUCUAACUAGGUCAGUACUUGGUAACUUAACCUCAGUGUAACCAUUUAAGUGAAAAUUUCUAGUGUGAACAGCACUGUCAGCUUCUUCUGGUUUUCCACUUUCACAGCCGUUUCACAUCGCAAGCUUGAGCAGCGCAUUUUUUUUUGGGCAUUUUUUUCAUGUUUACAGGUUAUAGCAUUCGUACCAUAAGGGUCAGCAGUGCUGAGCUUUUUGCACGUUUUGUCAUUUAAAAGUAUAAUUAAAUACAAGUUAUAUUUACUUAAGCAAAAUAAAACUACCAGUCUGAAAAAAAUUGUUAUAUGGACGGGCAGCUAACUGAGACAUCCAGUGAAAUGAACAUGAAAAUCAAGCAAGAAUGUUCAAUAAUGUACAUUGUGAAUACGGUCACCACUUAAGGGUGUUUUAGGCUCAAUGCACAGCAGAGCGAAUGCCAGUAAUGAGUAGACGUAAUGAGUAAUUAUUAUAGUUUGUGAGCAUUUGAGUUACUAACAUUAAUAUGAUCAUUUAUAUCAGUAGAUCUAUUAUGCAGCUAUAAAUUCACACACAUACAGUAAACAAUAAUCCACAAUACACUACUUUUGUUUUGACAAUUAUGCAUUGGUGUGGAAGUUAAUGAAAACAAAGCAAGAUAACCUUUUUCCAUAGACAGAUGUACAGAAGAGAUGUCAUGUGUUGACAAAAUGUUGAUUCUAACAACUUACUCCGUAACCAAGAAACCAAAAAUUAGCAAAACUUGCACAACCACAGCCUGCUGUUCCUUAUUGAUAAUAAAGCCAUCUUUUAAUUUUGGCGGGAAUUACAGGCUUUGAUAAAUAUAUAGUACUUACAGUCAGUUCAAUGGGGUUUUCGAAGUGUUUUUGGAUCGUUUCGUGGAUAACACAUUGGAAAAAACAACAUAAUAUUAAACUAAAUGUAAUUUAGGAGCUCGUGUCUAUCCCUCAAAGCAAGAUGGCGCUAAUGUACAGUAAAUAAAACGUCAGCCCAAGAUUUUGAAGUCGUCUAUUAACUCAAGUCUUUUCAUGAUGAGUUGACAGUUGACAAAGUUGUUAUUGAUG